GAGGUGAAAUGGCGCAGAAAGGAGUUCAGCUGGAGCGGGAAAUCUUAUCUUGUCCGAUCUGUCUGGAUCUACUGAAGGAUCCGGUGAGCACUUCCUGUGGACACAGCUACUGCAUGAAGUGUAUUGAAAGCUUCUGGGACGGAGAGGACGAGAAGAAGAUCCACAGCUGCCCUCAGUGCAGGCAGAGCUUCACACCGAGGCCUGUCCUGCUGAAGAACACCAUGUUAGCAGCUUUAGUGGAGGAGCUGAAGAAGACUGGACCCCCACCUGCUCCUGCUGAUCUCUGCUAUGCUGGAGCUGGAGAUGUGGCCUGUGAUGUCUGCACUGGGAGGAAGCUGAGAGCCUGUAAGUCCUGUCUGCAGUGUGUGGCCUCUUACUGUGACAAACACCUCCAGCCUCAUUAUGACGUAGCUCCAUUAAAGAAACACAAGCUGGUGGAGCCCUCCAAGAAGCUCCAGGAGAACAUCUGCUCUCGUCACGACGAGGUGAUGAAGAUGUUCUGCCGCACUGAUCAGCAGAGUAUCUGUUCUCUCUGCUCUGUGGACGAACACAAAGGCCACGACACGGUGUCAGCUGCAGCAGAGAGGACUGAGAGGCAGAGAGAGCUGGAGGGGAGUCGACUAAACAUCCAGCAGAGAAUCCAGGACGGAGAGAAGGAGGUGAAGCUGCUUCAGCAGGAGGUGGAGGCCCUCAAUGGCUCUGCUGAGAAAGCAGUGGAGGACAGUGAGAAGAUGUUCACUGAGCUGAUCCGUCUCAUGGAGAAAAGAAGCUCUGAUGUGAAGCAGCAGCUCAGAUCCCAGCAGGAGAGAGAAGUGAGUGGAGUCAGAGAGCUCCAGGAGAAGCUGGAGCAGGAGAUCUCUGAGCUGAAGAGGAGAGACGCUGAGCUGAAGCUGCUGUCUCACACAGAGGAUCACAACCAGUUUCUGCUCAGCUACCCCUCCUCACUGCCAGCCCUCAGUGAAGCUACACACUCCUCCAGCAUCAACAUCCGUCCUCUGAGAUACUUUGAGGACGUGACGGCGGCCCUGUCAGCAGUCAGAGACAAACUACAGGACGUCCUGAGAGAGGAAUGGACAAACGUCUCACCGACUGAAGUGGAGGUUUUACCGUCAGCAGCAGAGCCCACCACCAGAGCUGGGUUCUUAACAUAUUCACAGGAGAUCACUCUGGAUCCAAACACAGCACACACACUGCUGGUAUUAUCUGAGGGGGGCAGAAAAGCAACACACAUGGAACAACAUCAGUCUUAUUCUCGUCACCCAGACAGAUUCACUGCAUGGCCUCAGGUCCUGAGUAGAGAGAGUCUGACUGGACGUUGUUACUGGGAGGUGGAGCGGAGAGGAAGAGUGUUUGUAGCAGUCGCAUACAAGAAUAUCAGCAGAGCAGGGGGGGAAAGUGAAUUUGGAAACAAUGACAAAUCUUGGGCGUUAUUGUACCAAAACAGUUUUACAUUUUAUUACAACAGUAUCCUCACUCCCGUCUCAGGUCCUCUGUCCUCCAGAGUAGGAGUGUACCUGGAUCACAGAGCAGGCGUUCUGUCCUUCUACAGCGUCUCUGAAACCAUGACUCUCCUCCACAGAGUGCAGACCACAUUCACUCAGCCGCUACAUGCUGGACUUUAUCUUAAUGGUUGUUAUGGAGACACAGCUGAGUUUAGUAAACUCAAAUAGCCUGAAGUCCUUGGAGGAACUCUUCUACUUCUUAAACUCACCGUGUGUCCAUCAGAGCUGAUUGUUCAUGUCUUCACUGUGCAGAGAUCAGCUGUCAAUCAAACAUGAUGGGCGGGGCUUGAACAUCUUCUCAUGAGUUGUUCUGUAGAUGUUGGACUUUCUUCCGGCUCCUUCCUGUGUCUGUGUAGCCAUGGAGGCUGUCACUGCUCAGGAGGAUCCUUGCUCACCUGUAAACUUUGCUCUAAAGAUUUGCUGGAUGUUUCUUUUGAUUCAUGUUGUUGUUUCUCUUGUAAUGCACGAGUCUCCAGAGACAUUUAGAAUCACAUGUCUUACUUUGACAGAUUAAACCCAGAUGGUUAUAACAAUUAUUUCAUCACAACAUGUUGAUUUAAAAUUAUAUUACUUCCUGUCAUGAUCAUAAUCAAUAAGUACAUCAUGUAUUAGUCUCCUGUACAUAGCUUAGAGUCUUUGCUUGGGAAAUCAAUGGUAUAAUAUUAGUUAUUUGUUGUUGUUGUUUGUUGUUGUUAUCCAAAUAGAAAUUGAGUACUCUGAUGUUUUACAGAACA
Notothenia coriiceps (black rockcod) is the source of this 2236-nucleotide messenger RNA. Its product is annotated as tripartite motif-containing protein 16-like. The record is from RefSeq and is a predicted model, not a curated record. NCBI's taxonomy places the organism in Eukaryota, Metazoa, Chordata, Actinopteri, Perciformes, Nototheniidae. Gene Ontology annotation, molecular function: zinc ion binding; protein binding.